Molecule: messenger RNA, 2445 nt
Organism: Syngnathus acus (greater pipefish)
Lineage: Eukaryota; Metazoa; Chordata; Actinopteri; Syngnathiformes; Syngnathidae
Product: CD209 antigen-like
Exons: 7
Coding region: 287-1651 (454 amino acids)
Molecular function (GO): signaling receptor activity
Source: RefSeq, a predicted model, not a curated record
UCUUCCGUUAUAUUGUGUCAUAUUGUGAAAUAGUGCUCGAGUUGCUGAGCAGUUGCAUCACUUUCAUCCGCAUGAAACUGCUUUCUUUCUCUGUCACAAAUGCAGCAUAGGUCAGUGGAUGAAGUGCGACUGAUUUAAAUUAAUAGCACAGCUAAGGAACUAUUUAACUAGCUGCUCCAAUUUGCCAACUCGACCUUUAGAAUUUAUAUGAACACUGCAAGGAGUGCAAAAACUUGUACCUGGAUCAACUAUUUACUCCAGCAACAAAAAGAAAGCGGCUAGGAUAAUGACUGUUAAGUAUCAAACUUCUACAGAGACAACCAUGGACAUAGACGAUGGGAGUGGCGGCUACAAGCAUCUUUUAAUGAAUGGCAGCAAGCUUCAGUAUUCAGUUCAUGCAUUGAGGAACAGCCCUUUUAGGGUUUCCACGCUUUUUCUUGGGCUGAUGUGUGCUAUCCUGGUGGCUGGGGUCAUUGGGCAAUCUAUCCACUACUGGAAAGUGGAUAAAGACAAUCAGAAGAAGUUAGAAGACGUAGGGGGGGAGAAAACCGAACUACAGUCCCAACUCAAGACUGUACAGAAUGAGAAAAAGAACCUGGAAGUCAGCCAUGAGCAAUUACAACAGGGUUACAACUACGUAUCUAAAUCGACCACUCAAAUAAAAACCAACAACGAGCUACUAAAAGCGGAAGCAAACAAACUAAAAGAGAGUCAGAGUAAAUUGCAAGAAAGUAACAAUGCUCUAAACAAAGAACUCGAGCAGUUGAAGGCCACUAAGGAGCAGUUGCAGACUAAUAACGAUGCCUUGUUAACUGCCAAAGACUUACUACAAACAAAGUAUGAAUCAGUGAGCAAGAGCAAAAUCGUCUUGCAGACCAACUACGAUACUACAAUUAAAGAAAGGGAUAAUUUGCAGAACAGAUUCAACAAUGCUACAAGGUCAAGAGAGAAGGUGCAAAUGAGUUAUAACGGCCUGAUUAAAGACAUUGAGCAUCUCCAAUCGCGAUACAACUCCUCUGCCAGCCAGAGAGACAACAUUGCAAGCAGUCACAAAAACCUGACGUUGGAAAAAGAAAAUCUACAGGCAGUUUACAACACACUCGCCAAAGCUACUGAUGAAUUGAUGGCGUCCUAUAAUUCCACAAUUGAAGAGAAGAAGUAUCUUGAAAGCCGUGUGAAAAAUCUGACUGCAGAGAGAGACCUGCAAAGGGCUGAGAUUGAUCAGCUGCAGGCCACAGUCAUAAAAUUGAACGGGUCACAAGGCAAGGUCUGUCCAAGUAGUUGGAAGAAGUUUGAGAACAACUGCUACUAUAGUUCUUCAUCCAAGGAAUCAUGGUACCAGAGCAGAAACUACUGCCAAGGAAAAGGAGCAGACCUGGUAAUCAUAAACACCAAAGAAGAAAUGGUAUUUGUUAAUGGAUUGUUUACAAGUAAGCAAGAGAUCUGGAUUGGACUGACCGAUGAGGGAGUAGAGGGUCAAUGGAAGUGGGUGGAUGGGACCGCACUGAGCCUAGAGUAUUGGGCUGAUGGACAACCGAAUAGUUACCAUGGUGAUCAGGACUGCGGGGAAUUUUGGUGCCGUUCUUCAGGAAAAGCUGAAUGGAAUGAUGAAAAAUGUAGUUCGCAGAGAUAUUGGGUGUGUGAGAUGUAGAUGCCUCAGUAAAGGCAAGCACACUCCCACGGACUUGAAGACUGUAUACAUCUUCAUUGCACUCUUGGGUGCUGUGACCCAUAAGUCAAGGUGUUCACUGUUUAUACUAUACCACGCCUGGACCAUAUUCUCCCAAAUAAUUCUUUUCUGUUGUAUACCUGGAGGCUGAAGCACUCUGUAAAGGUCUAACAUAUUGCAUGAUUUGAUUCAAUUAUUUGCUUCCAUGUUCUGCUGAUGAUGACUGGGUUAGUGUUGACUUGUCCUGGUGGUCACAACAUCUGCAGUUAUUGUAAUGGUGAGUUAGAUGUUGAUCAUUGUUCUCAUUUUUUUUCUCAGAAUUGAGGACACCCUUAGAAUUUAGUGAGUCAACAACUUUGUUGGUUGCGCACAAACAUCCAGGUUAUACCUGUAUUCGCGACAUACCAGAAGUCUGGAUGAGAGAAUUGACAUACCUUUUAAAGUGUGCAAAACAGGCGUGUGAAAAAAUGUGGCUUGUGCACCCAUGGGAGAAUAUGGCCCUUCAUAAAAAAUAUUUAUCAUGUGAUAUUUGUGUGAUAGAAUUUUAGUUUAUGAAGCAUACAAAGAGGGGACUUUAAAAGGAUGGUAACCCCCCCCCCCUUUCAACCCAAAUAUGGAUAUCAUCUACACCUUUAUUCCCAGACUAUACAAAAUGUUUUGAAAGUAAAUUUUAGUUUUUGCUCUUCUUUUAUUGUUUAAGAUUUACGUUGUACAUUUACAAUUAGUUACAAUUAGUUGAUUCUGAAGGAUAACAUCCUGGAGCAUUCUCUUUCAUA